AUGGAGGAGGCCGAUGAGGAUGUCAAUCGCAAGAUUGUUAGUGCAGCACUGCAGCAUGAAAACUUCUGUUUUGCAGAGUAUGACACCGAAAUGAUCCAAUGUGCCCUGAAAGAAUGGGAGACCGGGAGACAUCUCAUGAUGGAGUUCAGUGGGAGCUCUUUCUUCAACAUAUACCAGAGCCAUUUGGAUUGGAUCAUUCAAUGGAGUGAGAGGCGACCCAAGGAGUGGUUGAACAUUUCAUCAUCACUUGGUAACGCUGCCUUCAAGUAUAUUGUAGACACCAAAGCAGAGCUGCCAGAAGUGUGCACGGGGGAGGGAAGGUGGUUCGGAUACUUAGAGACGACAAUUAGUUACAUCUCCUGUAUAUAG
Messenger RNA from Cantharellus anzutake, 369 nucleotides. RefSeq lists its product as uncharacterized. The record is from RefSeq and is a predicted model, not a curated record. Lineage: Eukaryota; Fungi; Basidiomycota; Agaricomycetes; Cantharellales; Hydnaceae. The coding region runs from base 1 to 369 and encodes 122 amino acids. The transcript is spliced from 4 exons.